Messenger RNA from Aaosphaeria arxii CBS 175.79, 2805 nucleotides. RefSeq lists its product as uncharacterized. The record is from RefSeq and is a predicted model, not a curated record. NCBI's taxonomy places the organism in Eukaryota, Fungi, Ascomycota, Dothideomycetes, Pleosporales. Gene Ontology annotation, molecular function: ATP binding; ATP hydrolysis activity. The transcript is spliced from 6 exons. The annotation marks the transcript as partial.
GAUGAGGACGAGAGUGAAGAUGAGGAGGAUAGCUCUAGCGAGAGCGAGAGUGAGAGCGAGGGGGAGAAGAAGAAGAGGAGGAAGGGGAAGGUCGCUGCGGCUGCGGCUGCUGCGAAGAAGAGAAAGGAGAAGGAGAGGAAGGCGAAGGAGGCGAAGAGGAGUGCUAAGGCGAAGAAGGGGGGGAAGUCGAAGACGAGUGCGAAGAAGGCUGAGGAGAGCUCUAGUGAGGAGUCGGAGAGUGAUAGCGAGAGCGAGGAGUCUGAGGACAGCGAGUCGUCUGAGAGUGAGGUCCCGGUCAAGAAGUCUAAGAAGGUGAAGGGUAAGGCGAAGACGAAAGUGAGCAGGAAGACGAAGACGAAGAAGAGUAAGGGGAAGAAGGUGGUGGAGGUUUCGAGCGAGGAGUCUGAUUCGGAUUCUUCCGACUCGUCCUCCUCAUCCUCCUCGUCUUCAUCGUCUAGUGAUUCCGACUCUGACUCUUCAGUCGCGUCCAAGCGCCACAGCAAGACGAAGUCCAAGAAGUCCAAGAAGUCUAAGAAACAUGCAUCCGCGGCCAGCUCAACCCAAUCGUCGACCUCAGAAGAGACGUACGUCGAGACUGCAGCGACAACGCCCCUCGAGCCGCCGCCACCGGCCCCGGGACCAACCGCCGAUCAGAUACAAGAGCAGAUCAUCGUGCGGCAGAACGAGAUCGCGCAGCUGCUGAACAUGGCGGCCAGCAAAGCGGAAGCGAAGAAAGUGAAACAGAAACCGGAGUUCAAGCGCGUAGAUCAGAUUUGGGAUUCUAAGCUCCGUGACUACAAGUACACCGAGAGCGCGGAGGAAAAGAAAGACGAAAUCGAUAGUGUCUUCACGGUGCGACGGAAGUUCAACUGGGAGAAUAAGUAUCAGUACACGCUCGUCGACAUCAAGUCGCAUUUCCUUCGAGAUACGCUCCAGGUCAUUUUGAAGGAUGUAAAGGGGCAGUCUUUGGUGGAGGAUGCGCCUUCGAUUGACCCGCAUUUGCUCUUUCUCUAUUAUGACGAGAUCAAGACCUACUACCGGAAGACGCUCAAGAGACAACUCAAGAAAGAAAGGAAACGGAAACAGCAGAAGCGAAUUACCGAACAGAUUGCACACUGCAAGCUCCUCGCGAGUUACAUCGACCACGACUUCGCAAAGACAAGGAAGACGCUCACGCCGAUGCUCAAGGCCGGAAACAUCACAUUCGACCUGAUCUGGGCGCUCUUCAAGCCCAACACGGUCGCCUACACGCCAACGUACGGAAACAAGGACGACCCGCGCUGCUUCAAAGUCGACUACUGCUUCAAGGAGACCGACUUCAUGGACCAGGAGUGGUGGACCAUCGAGGGACGGUACCUGGAGUACGACGGGAAGAAGUUCGGGCUCGGAGACCACGCUGUGAGGAUCGAUCACUUCAAGGGGACGCGCAAGAUUGCGAGUCUGUCGGCGCUCCCUCUCGUGCACCACAAGAACGCGGAGACGCUACGCACGGAGCUGAUCGAGCGGGGCAAGAAGUUCGUUGCUCUUCAGGGCAUGAACUACAGGUUUCACAAGGGGCUUGCGUACCUGAAGAAGAAGCGGACGGUUGCGAAGAUCAAUAUCAAUGGUAGGGUGAUGGUGGAUCCGGCUAUCUUCCGUCGCAUCAACCCCAACUAUCCACUAUCGUAUCUGAAGCAUAAGGAAGAUGAGGGAGAAGAUCCCGAGGACGAGGAGGAAGAAUGCGGAUGCGAUGAGUCGGAUGACGAGGACUCGGACGACGAGCAGAGGAUGAAAAUCGUGGUAUACAGAGACCGCAAGGGGCAUCUACACGUUCUGAGCGUACCCGAUGACGAAGACGAGAACGACAUUCAGAGGCAGAAGCUCGAAGCGCUCGAGAACGCCGAAGACGGCUCACUGCACACGUUCACGCAAGAGGAGCUCCUCAUCGCGUCCCCCGUCGUCCUGGGCUUCGCCUUCUCCGAGAAACUCUGGCUCGAAUUCUCCCUCUCCGGCAUCGCGGAGAUCGAAUGGAACAGCGACGCCUUCGACUCGCUCGUCCUCCGCUCCGACAUCAAGCAGAACCUCAAAGGCCUCGUCUCCUCCCACCGCUUCAACGCCGCCAAGACAAUCGACGACGUGAUCCAAGGCAAAGGCAAAGGCCUCAACGUCGUCCUCCACGGCCCGCCCGGCGUCGGCAAGACCCUCACGGGCGAGUCCAUCGCCGACUUCCUACAGUGCCCCCUAUACGCCGUGUCGGCCGGCGAACUCGGCACCAACUCGCGCGCCCUGGAAUCCGACCUGCAGCGCAUAAUGGACAUAACGCACUCGUGGGGCGCGAUCCUGCUCCUCGAUGAAGCCGACGUGUUCCUCGAGCAGCGCCAGCCCCAGGACAUCCACCGCAACUCCCUCGUCUCCGUCUUCCUGCGCCUCACAGAGUACUACCAGGGCAUCAUGUUCAUGACGACCAACCGCGUCGCCACCUUCGAUGAGGCGUUCCAGAGCCGCAUCCACAUGGGCAUCAAGUACGAGAACCUGACCGGCAAGGCCCGCCGCGAGAUCUGGAUGCACCACGUGCACAAGAUCGAGAAACUGGAGGACCAGGAGAGUCUGCCGUUCAAGGACGUCGAUUUUGACGAGUUGAGCAAGAAGGUGCUGAAUGGGCGUCAGAUCAAAAACACAGUAAUAACAGCCCAAUCCAUCGCCCUCGCCGAGGAAACUCCCUUCUCCCUCUCCCACGUCAAGCGCGUCCUCAACGUCGCAGAGGACUUCGAAAACGACAUGCGCGGCGGGUCGGGCUACCGCGACGCGAUGAGGCAGUAUACGUGA